Messenger RNA from Zea mays, 2195 nucleotides. RefSeq names its product restorer of fertility 2. The coding region runs from base 254 to 1903 and encodes 549 amino acids. The transcript is spliced from 11 exons. The record is from RefSeq and is marked provisional. NCBI's taxonomy places the organism in Eukaryota, Viridiplantae, Streptophyta, Magnoliopsida, Poales, Poaceae. Gene Ontology annotation, molecular function: oxidoreductase activity, acting on the aldehyde or oxo group of donors, NAD or NADP as acceptor.
CCCAAACCAAAUCCAAGCGCAAGAGGGGGCAAAGCCGCAAAGGGGGAGGCACCAGGCACCGGCAGCCAUUACUUACUGGUCCUCACUCCCACACCAACCAACCAACCUCCUCUGCCUGCCGCUUCUCCUGCUGCGGGCGGGCACUGCUGCAAGUACUAGAGGAGGACAUCCGCUUCCAUUACUGCGCCUGCGGAGGAUCGGAGGAACCAGUAGCGGAGGCUUCGAUUUUCGGCGGGCGCAAUAAAUUUCCCGCAUGGCUCGGAGGGCCGCGUCCUCGCUCGUCUCCCGCUGCCUCCUGGCGAGGGCCCCUGCCGGCGCGCCGCCCGCUGCCCCCUCUGCGCCGCGCAGGACAGUGCCUGCAGAUGGGAUGCACAGGCUGUUGCCAGGUGUCCUUCAGAGGUUCAGCACUGCAGCAGCAGUAGAGGAGCCCAUCACGCCGUCAGUCCAUGUGAACUACACAAAGCUCCUCAUUAAUGGGAACUUUGUUGAUUCCGCAUCCGGCAAGACCUUCCCAACUCUGGACCCUCGUACAGGGGAGGUGAUUGCUCAUGUGGCUGAGGGUGACGCAGAGGACAUUAACCGUGCAGUAGCUGCGGCUCGCAAGGCUUUUGAUGAAGGGCCAUGGCCGAAGAUGACUGCCUAUGAGAGGUCCCGUAUCCUACUGCGGUUUGCUGAUUUGAUAGAGAAGCACAAUGACGAGCUUGCUGCUUUGGAGACAUGGGACAACGGGAAGCCAUAUGAGCAAGCAGCCCAGAUUGAAGUACCCAUGGUGGCCCGUCUUAUGCGUUACUAUGCUGGUUGGGCUGAUAAGAUCCAUGGGCUCAUUGUGCCGGCUGAUGGCCCACACCAUGUACAGAUCUUGCAUGAGCCAAUUGGUGUUGCAGGUCAGAUCAUCCCAUGGAACUUUCCUCUUCUGAUGUAUGCCUGGAAAGUUGGCCCUGCUUUGGCAUGUGGAAAUACUCUCGUGCUCAAGACUGCUGAACAAACCCCUCUAUCGGCUUUGUAUAUCUCCAAAUUGUUGCAUGAGGCUGGACUACCUGAGGGUGUUGUGAAUGUCGUUUCUGGUUUUGGCCCUACUGCUGGUGCUGCUCUUGCUAGUCACAUGGAUGUUGAUAAGAUCGCAUUUACUGGAUCUACCGAUACUGGAAAAAUUAUUCUCGAGUUGGCUGCAAAGAGCAACCUUAAGACAGUGACACUGGAGUUAGGAGGCAAGUCCCCUUUCAUCAUAAUGGACGAUGCUGAUGUUGACCAUGCUGUUGAGCUUGCGCACUUUGCCCUGUUCUUUAACCAGGGACAAUGCUGCUGCGCUGGAUCUCGCACGUUUGUACAUGAGCGUGUUUAUGAUGAGUUUGUGGAGAAGGCCAAGGCUCGUGCAUUGAAGCGCGUCGUUGGUGAUCCGUUCAGGAAAGGUGUUGAACAGGGCCCGCAGAUUGACGACGAGCAAUUCAACAAGAUCUUGCGCUACAUUAGGUAUGGUGUUGACGGUGGAGCUACCCUUGUGACGGGUGGUGAUAGGUUGGGUGACAAGGGUUUCUACAUCCAGCCAACGAUUUUCUCAGAUGUCCAGGACGGCAUGAAGAUUGCUCAGGAGGAGAUAUUUGGGCCUGUGCAGUCGAUCCUCAAGUUCAAAGACCUCAAUGAGGUUAUCAAGAGGGCAAACGCGAGCCAGUAUGGAUUGGCCGCCGGCGUGUUCACCAACAGCCUGGACACGGCCAACACCCUGACGCGCGCGCUCAGGGCCGGGACCGUCUGGGUGAACUGCUUCGACGUCUUCGAUGCUGCGAUUCCGUUUGGUGGGUACAAGAUGAGCGGCAUCGGGAGGGAGAAGGGCGUUGACAGCCUGAAGAACUACCUGCAGGUGAAGGCGGUCGUCACCCCAAUCAAGAACGCCGCGUGGUUGUAGACGCUGCAAGUGUGGCCUUGUGCACGAGAACCACGUAUAUUCAUUUCCUGGUCACAUCCCCGAACAAUGUGAAGGCGUUAAUCAGAUAGAUGACGAUGAAGAAGAACAACUAUAAUAAGAUUUGCCCUAGCCUGGGUUCUCAGUUAUCUCUAAUAAGUUUUAUGGUUGGUGCCUAUAUAUUGUGCAAUUUGGUUGCUCCCUUUUAUUUUGUUUCUUUUUGAUAAGACUGUUCUAGCAACGGAUAUGCAGAGUUCAUUAUGAAAAUGCAUUUGUUAGUGUCUUUGAUGGUUAA